AUGGGAGAAAGCGGAGGUAAGCGAUGGAACUUUGGGGCCAAUGAGGUCGUCGAGCAAUCUUGUUCGCAGAACGUCCGCUAUUUUCUGAACCUCCUCGCCGAUAAUCUCGACGGCAAUGACGGCAGAGCAGUCAUCCCUCUCGGGCACGGCGAUCCCUCUCCCUUCCCCUCCUUCCGUACCGAUCCGGCCGCCGUGGAAGCCGUCUGCCACGCUCUCCGCUCCGCACAGUUUAACCACUAUUCCACUACUUCUGGCCUUCCUCUCGCUAGGAAAUUCAUGUUUCUGUUCAACGCCGCAUAUGCUUUACUUGUCCCCAAAGGCAACACUCUGAAUCGUCUAAUUGGUUUGGCUGUUGCAGAGUACCUCUCCCGCGACCUCUCUUACCAGAUCUGUCCAAACGACGUUCAUCUGACAGCUGGUUGUCAUCACGCCAUUGACGUCUUGAUCUCCACGCUCGCGGUUCCUGGGGCCAACAUUCUGCUGCCUAGGCCCACUUACCCGAUGUACGAUUCCCGAGCAACUUUCAGCAAGCUAGAGAUCCGUCGCUACGACCUCCUUCCAGAUAAUGGUUGGGAGGUUGAUCUCGACGCAGUUGAGGCUCUCGCAGAUGACAAAACCGUCGCUCUGCUUCUUAUAAACCCUUGCAAUCCAUGUGGAAACGUCUUCUCGCGCCAACACCUGCAAAAGAUUGCAGAAACUGCUAGCAAGCUCGGGGUGCUUGUGAUCGCAGACGAAGUCUACAUGAAAAUGGCAUUUGGGGAGAAGCCAUUUGUGUCCAUGGCUGAGUUUGCAGAGAUUGUGCCAGUGAUGCUGUUAGGUGCAAUCUCAAAGAGGUGGUCCGUUCCCGGCUGGAGAUUUGGCUGGAUGGUCACCCUUGACCCUCAUAGCUUCAUGAAAGACUCUGGGCUCGUACACAGUCUUGCCAACGUCCUCAACAUGUCGACAGAUCCCACAACUUUUAUUCAGGGAGCAAUUCCUGAUAUCCUUGGCAAGACAAAAGAGGAUUUCUUCUCGUCGAAACUCGAAACACUAAGAGAAUGUGCAGAGACUUGCUACGAGGAGAUGAAGAAGAUCCCUUGCAUCACUUGCCCUUACAAGCCCGAGGGGUCAAUGUUCACUAUGGUGAAGAUAGAGUUUGGGCAUCUUGAAGAUAUCAAAGAUGACUUGGAGUUCUGCUGCAAGUUGGCUAAAGAGGAAUCUUUGAUCAUCCUACCGGGUCGAGCUGUUGGGCUUAGGAACUGGCUACGCAUCACCUUUGCGGUCGAGCUCGAGCUCCUUGUAGAUGGGCUUUCCAGGCUAAACAACUUUGCUCAGAGACACUCCAAGAAGCACCCAUGA
This is a messenger RNA of Thlaspi arvense, 1338 nucleotides long. The record is from the annotation of a GenBank genome assembly. NCBI's taxonomy places the organism in Eukaryota, Viridiplantae, Streptophyta, Magnoliopsida, Brassicales, Brassicaceae.